Ostrea edulis (European flat oyster) is the source of this 2267-nucleotide messenger RNA. Its product is annotated as acyl-protein thioesterase 1-like. The coding region runs from base 133 to 864 and encodes 243 amino acids. The record is from RefSeq and is a predicted model, not a curated record. NCBI's taxonomy places the organism in Eukaryota, Metazoa, Mollusca, Bivalvia, Ostreida, Ostreidae. Gene Ontology annotation, molecular function: palmitoyl-(protein) hydrolase activity; carboxylic ester hydrolase activity. The transcript is spliced from 9 exons. Gene Ontology annotation, cellular component: cytoplasm. Gene Ontology annotation, biological process: protein depalmitoylation.
AGUUUUCCUUAACACCAGUUUACCCCGAGCAUAGAUCUACACAGUGUAUGGGCAAUAGUUCAUCACAAGACAUGCCACCCCCGGUCACAGUAGCUGCUCAAGCGAGGCACACAGCUACCUUAAUUUUCCUGCAUGGCCUUGGAGACACAGGUACAGUGGUCAGCAAUCACCAACUCAGUGGUCAGUAUUCAUCAACACACUGGUCAGUAUUCAUUGACACACUGGUCAGUAUUCAUCAACACACUGGUCAGUGUUCAUCAACACACUGGUCAGUAUUCAUCAACACACUGUCAUGGAUGGGCAGAUUGUUUCCGAAGUAUGAAACUGCAGCAUAUAAAAUGUGUAUGCCCAAAUGCACCUAUUAACUCAGUGACAUUGAAUGCUGGAAUGAAAAUGCCAUCAUGGUUUGAUAUAAUUGGUUUGAGUCCAGACAGUCCGGAAGAUGAGGAAGGAAUUAAGUCUUCCUCAGAAAUCUUAAAGAAACUAAUAGAAGAUGAGGAAAAAGAAGGUAUUCCAGCAAACCGAAUUGUGAUUGGUGGAUUUUCUCAGGGAGGGGCUGUGGCCCUCCACCGAGCCUUGUCAGAUGACAAAAAACUGGCAGGGGUGCUGGCACUUAGCACCUGGCUACCCCUACACAGGAAAUUAGAUAAGGUCAAAAAGUCCAAUGUUAUAAAAGACAUGUCGAUAUUCCAAGGUCAUGGCACAGAGGACCCUCUAGUUCCUUUCCAGUGGGGAGAAAUCACUUCCAAAGUUCUAGCUUCUAUGUGUGACAAUCACUCCUUUCACAACUAUCCAAUGGUUCACACAUCUUGUCCACAGGAAUUAGCAGAUGUAAAGAAAUUCCUAGAAACACUUCUGCCCUGAUUUCUAGUCAAAUACUGGUUGGUUCAUCAGAGAAUCAAUUAUGAAAUGAGUGGUGUAUUUAUAGCUCUAGUUUUUGACUGAGUUUGCACAAAUAUCAUUACCUCGAGUGUGAUAGACAUCUCUCAGUAAUGGCAUUAGUGUGCUAGUGAAGCUCGCGCAGUUUUGGUGUGAGUGUAUACAUGUAUUCCUUGAUAUAAUUCUGUUUGAUUUUACCAUCAUAUCAUUUAUGCAUGCUGAUUUUCCUCCUUGUGGACUGAUUAUUUCAUGUUGAUGAUAAAAUUCCCAACGUAAUGGGAUGUUCGUGGAGAAGUGUUAUUAUAAGUGAAGUUUUGUUGCCCCUUGUACAUCAGUAGAAUUAAUUGUACUAGUAGUAUAGCUAUAGAGUUAGAGAGUCAUGAAUGUAUAUAUCAAUGUCAGAUGUUCAGGAUAAUAUUGUGUGGUAUCAUAUGUAUGUUCAUUGUGAGAUGAAUGUCUGCCAAAACAGAACAAAGGUGGAAUGGAUACCGUGUUGUAAUUAUUAUACAUUUGGGACUAAAGACAGAUGUAUUCAAUAGUAUAUUUAUAGUCAGAUCUCAUAUCAUGGAGUGAAAUAAAAAAUUUAUGAAGUUUAAAUUCAUUUUACCAUUACAUGCUGUUUUUCACCAUAUAUAAAUGAUAAUCCAUUCCUUCAUCUUAAUCUUGUUAUAUUUCAGACUGCUGAUGGCAGUUGAUAGUUUGCCCUUUUUUUCUUUUUCUUUUUUUUUUUGGCUGAAAGCUCAAGGUAGCUUUUCUUAUUGAAGUUAGUUCUUAGUCUGUCACCUGUUGACUUCUCAACAAGAACCAUUUGACCUAACUUGCAUCAAAGCAUACUUUGGUAAAGAGGAUUCCAGGGGGAGAUAAAUAAGAAAAAUUGCAAAUAUUUAUUUAUUUUUAAAAAGUUCAUACAUUCACCCAUGGGCUAUGAUUGGACUGCAAAAUGCAAAAAGGGGUUCAAAGUUUUACCUAGCAAUAUUCAGGAAUUCAAAACAGCAAGAACCAUGGUUUUUCAUAUUGAUACGGAAGCAUCCUGACGUGUAUAUUCAAGUUUGUUCACACUGCGACUCCUUGGAUAGAAGAUGGGGCAAUCUAAUGGGGUGGAAUAAUUGAGAUUUAAUGUUUUCUAUGGGAAAAUGCAUUAGCUCAGGUGUGCAAUGUGGCCCAUGGGUCUCUUUUCUGUUAUGAAUAUAUUUAUCCAUUGUUUAUAAAGUUGUACACUAAUUUCUGAAGAUGAAGUACAAAAGAAUAUGAUAAAUAUAACAUGUACUGUAGUGUAUGAUUUUAAGAUGGAAAUAUAUGUUUAAGAAAUAAUUUCGCAUUGUAUUGAAUAACAUUCAACAAAAAAUUCUUGAGGGAAAAUAAACAUUAGCUAGUAUAUGUAUUAUGAA